AUGAUCAAGGGAAUCCGCCGCUCUCUCAAAGGCGAGAAGACCACGUCGUCUGGCUCGGCCAACUCGCUGGUCAGCGACAAAAACCCGCUCCACACGAACCCCCCGAAAAUGGUGAUUCGAGCACUUUACGACUACGAGCCACAAGGACCCGGCGAGCUCUCAUUUUGCAAGGGCGACUUUUUCCACGUGAUUUCCAACGAACAGGACUCGGAGUGGUUUGAGGCUUUCAACCCGCUGCGCAACGUGCGAGGCAUGGUGCCCGUGCCUUACUUUGAGGUUCUCGGCAAGAAGGAGGGUAUCACCUCGCCCGACCCAAAUGAGGCUCUUCUCCCCGAAGAACGAAAGGCGCUGCACAGAUCGAGUCAGAGCAAGCAUGCUCAGCACUCACCUCAACAUGUUCUGGCCAAUGGGCUAGACGUUUCACAGUCCAUGCAGAACCUCAGUUUAGGGGGCGCAUCUGGCUCCGGAGGCCACACCAGAGAACCCUCCAUGGCGGGCGCAUCCGACCGAUCGUCGCAGGGCAAGAGCACCCCCACUCUGCACGGCGUGGUGCUCUACGACUUCCAAGCCGAGCGGCCCGACGAGCUGCAAGCAUCCAAGGGCGAUAACAUCAUCAUUCAGGCCCAAUCCAAUCACGAGUGGUUUGUUGCCAAGCCCGUUGGCCGACUGGGAGGCCCCGGUCUGAUCCCUGCCUCGUUUAUCGAGAUCAGAGACAUAGUGACAGGAAAGGCGGUUGUCGACGUGGAGUCUGCCUUACGGGCUUCUGGCUUGCCCAAGGUGGAAGAGUGGAAAAGGAUGGCAGCAGACUACAAGGCGUCCAGCAUUGCUCUUGGCAAUUUUGACGACCCCCAGCAACACUCGCAGCAGCAGGCUCUGCAGCAUGCUCUGCGUGGACAGCAGACUCUGCAGGAACACCAGGUUCAACAGGAACACCAGACUCUGCAAGAAAGACAAUCUCUGCAGGAACAGCAGGCUCUCCGGGAACAGCAGGCUCUCCGGGAAAAUUACGCUGCCCCUGCCACUGGACCUCUCGUUGUAGCGGCGUCCGUCGAGUCGUUUGCAUUACACUCGGGUCGAUACUGGUACCUCGUCAACGCAGAGCUGGAGGACGGCUCCAUGCGGCGAUUGUGCCGAUACUACCAGGACUUCUACGUAUUCCAAAUCAACCUGCUGGGGGUGUUCGAAGAGGCUGCUGGUCACAAUGAUCAGCCUCGUCUGCUUCCUUUCAUGCCCGGGCCUCUUACCUACGUUAACGACUCCAUCUCCAUGCAGCGACGUCACAACCUUGACGAGUACGUCCGCAAGCUCAUGGCUCUUCCCGCUUAUAUUUCACGGUCUGUGAUCAUGCAGGAGCUGUUUGCUCUCCGCCCUGGUGAUGUGGCGGCCGCCGGUCCCACCGACGACCUUCCACAGCCUCUGACGCCGGAGACCGAGUCGUUUGACGCCGCUCAGGCCGAGGCGCGGGCAAAGGGCAUUCAUCCCAAAUCUCUGGGGCCGACUAAUGUGUCUUCCAGCAGCGUAAGCUAUUCGGAAGGCACCGAGGAGUCUCGGCCUGUGAGCACUGCAUCGGGUCUCAUGGGUCCUCCUGAACCCACCGGACUCCCCGGCGGCGGACACCAGCGAAUGACCUCUGUGUCCACGGUGGGUCCCACGCCCGAUAACCCCGCCGUCAAUACGCCGCAGUCGUCAUCUAACUCGGUCAAGGUGAAGGUUUUCUAUCAGGACGAUCUGAUUGCGAUUCGAGUACCCUCGGACAUCGAUUACGCUACUCUACACGACCGGUUGUGUGAGCGAUUACGGGUCGAGACGCUGAGUCUACUGUACAAGGCAGAUGACGGUAGCCGGGUGGUUAUCAGCAACGAUGAGGAUCUGGGCGCUGCAGUGUACGGAAAGAACAAGCUAGUUUUGUACGCUAGUUAA
Molecule: messenger RNA, 1920 nt
Organism: Yarrowia lipolytica CLIB122
Lineage: Eukaryota; Fungi; Ascomycota; Dipodascomycetes; Dipodascales
Biological process (GO): conjugation with cellular fusion
Cellular component (GO): mating projection tip; cytoplasm
Molecular function (GO): protein-macromolecule adaptor activity; protein binding; phosphatidylinositol binding
Source: RefSeq, a predicted model, not a curated record